AUGGAUACACAGAGCUACAAGGCGCAAAAGGAUGCCAUCCUCUUCGCUGUCGAAGUGAGCGAGACCAUGCUCACACCACCUCUCCCCUCAGACUCUAAAAAGGCAGACCGGGACAGCCCUGUCCAGGCAGCCUUGAAAUGCGCCUACCAUCUCAUGGAGCAACGCAUCAUCUCCAAUCCAAAGGAUCUGAUGGGCGUCCUGCUAUUCGGCACGGAAAAGUCCAAAUUCAGUAGUCGACAGGAGGAUGAACAAGGAGGAGGUGGUGGUGGUGGUGGUGGCCUGAGCUACCCCCACUGCUACCUCUUCACGGACCUCAACGUCCCGGACGCCCAGGACGUCAAGGCGCUCAAGGCCCUGGCUGAGGAGGGCGAGGACGAGGAGGAGGUUCUCAAGCCUACCAAGGAGACGGUGCUCAUGUCCAGCAUGCUCUUCUGCGCCAACCAGAUCUUCACCACCCGGGCGGCCAACUUUGGCAGCCGGCGGCUCUUCAUCGUCACGGACAAUGAUGACCCGCACGGGUCGGACAAGGCUGCCAAGUCGGGCGCCGCUGUAAGGGCAAAGGAUCUGUAUGAUUUAGGAGUCACGAUUGAUAUAUUUCCUGUUGUACGAGGCGAUGCCACCUUUCGCGUAGAACAGUUCUACGAUGACAUCAUCUACCAUGAUGCCACCGCGGGUGAGGCCAACAUGUCCGAGAUCCGACACUCGAAGUCAGGAGAUGGCCUGUCUCUCCUGUCCUCGCUGAUCUCCAAUAUCAACUCUAAGCAGACAGCUAAGAGGGCGCUAUUCUCCAACGUCCCCUUUGAGAUCGCCCCUGGCCUGAGGAUUUCGGUCAAGGGGUACAAUGUGGUGCACAGGCAGACGCCUGCCAGGACAUGCUACAUCUGGCUCGAAGGCGAGAAACCCCAGCUUGCCACGGGCGAGACGACGAGAAUCGCCGAGGACAGCGCACGGACGGUGGAAAGACAGGAGAUCAGGAAAGCGUACAAAUUUGGCGGCGAGUACGUCUACUUUACGCCAGAAGAGCAGAGACAGCUACGCGAUUUCGGAUCACCCAUCAUCCGCAUCAUCGGCUUCAAACCACGCGACUGCCUGCCGCCGUGGGCCAGCGUGAAGAAGAGCACUUUCAUCUACCCAAGCGAGGAUGACUACGUGGGGUCCACGCGCGUGUACACGUCCCUGUGGAAGAAGCUCGUGCGGGACAGCAAGAUGGGCAUAGCAUGGUGUAUCACGCGAACUAACGCGCAGCCUGUCCUGGUGGCCAUCCUGCCCUCUAAGGAGCUCACGGAUGACGACCGCGGUAGCCCCCAUGUCCCCUCGGGCCUCUGGCUGUACCCUCUCCCCUUCAUCGAUGACCUGAGGGACUCGAAACCCCCCGAUAACCAGUCCAGGAGCUCCGACGAGCUCAAGAACCAGAUGCGCACCGUGGUGCAGCAGCUCCAGCUCCCCAAAGCAAUGUACAAUCCGCUCAAGUAUCCCAACCCCAGCCUCCAGUGGCACUACAGGAUCCUCCAGGCCAUGGCGCUAGAAGACGAGGUCCCCUCCAAAGCAGACGACGCUACGGAGCCCAAGUACAAGGCCAUCAGCAAGCGUGCCGGGGGUUAUCUAGAGGACUGGUCGGAGACGCUCAAGCAGGAAGCCGCCAAAGCGCGUCAGACACGCGCCAUAAAGCGUGAUCCAGAUGACUCUGCAGCAUUGCCUGAACGGCCUAGCAAGAAGAGCCGCGGUGGUGUGCCGGUGGCAGGUGGUGGCAAGCCGGGGCUCGACCUGGCUCAGAUCAAGGCGGCUGUGGAGAGCGGCGCGAUCACGAAGAUGACGACGGCGGAUCUCAAGGAUGUGCUGGUGGCUAGGGGACUCAGCACGUCUGGCAAGAAGAUGGACUUGAUUGAGAGGAUUGAGCAGUGGGUUGAGCAGGCGUGA
This is a messenger RNA of Geosmithia morbida, 1917 nucleotides long. Its product is annotated as ATP-dependent DNA helicase 2 subunit 1. The coding region runs from base 1 to 1917 and encodes 638 amino acids. The record is from RefSeq and is a predicted model, not a curated record. Gene Ontology annotation, cellular component: Ku70:Ku80 complex; nucleus. Gene Ontology annotation, molecular function: damaged DNA binding; double-stranded DNA binding; telomeric repeat DNA binding. The transcript is spliced from 2 exons. Gene Ontology annotation, biological process: cellular response to X-ray; double-strand break repair via nonhomologous end joining; telomere maintenance. Lineage: Eukaryota; Fungi; Ascomycota; Sordariomycetes; Hypocreales; Bionectriaceae.